Molecule: messenger RNA, 1017 nt
Organism: Melampsora larici-populina 98AG31
Lineage: Eukaryota; Fungi; Basidiomycota; Pucciniomycetes; Pucciniales; Melampsoraceae
Exons: 1
Coding region: 1-1017 (338 amino acids)
Molecular function (GO): zinc ion binding
Source: RefSeq, a predicted model, not a curated record
AUGACCGUGGUUGAGGACCCUAGUUCGAUCUUCAAAGUGGACUGGCUCAGCGGCCCUUAUGGAAAUGUCAAUAUUGACCGGACCUAUGCAGCGCACAUCCGGUCCAAAUAUCCCCAUCUCGCACACGACCUUCCACAAGCCUGGCCAAAGGGCCUGACCCCGGAAGUUCAAUCAACUACGGUAUCGAAUCCUACUCCCACCACUAGUGAUAUCGAAAGCUUGGUUGAGGCGAUCCCUGCUGAAGAGGCCGAUGGCAUCCCAAACACGAUGAUUGAAGCCCACCUCACUGAGUCUUCACCUGACGGGCCACCCGACUCCUGGUUUGGUUCUACAAUUGAAGCCUCAGUUAUGUGUUCAGUCAAUGUAGAAGAACAAGCUGUUACUUCUUGUCUAUGUCCCAGCUUUAAACUCACCAACAGACCUUGUUCUCAUAUGCUCAAGGUCUCUAACCGAUUGGGGAUACCAAUUGUCUUAGAUACAGAUAACACUUGCUCGCCUCCACACUCUCAAAUGCCAGUCAUCACAUGCAAGCUUCUCAAUGGCCGCAAAUUGGUGACUGAGUGUACUUGUGAUGUUUUUCAGCAUCUCGGGCAGCCCUGUCUUCACAUGAAAAAGAUGUGUCAAAUUCUUGACCUGGAGAUGUACGUUUUAGAACCCGAUCAUAAGGAUGUCUCGGAUGGUGGCUCGGUAGUUCACUCAGACCAACAGAUUAACCAGCCACAUGCAGAAAGCAGUUCCUCUCUACCUGAAACUAGCAAUUCGGGUCGCUCUCAGUGCCUCUCAGAAACACUGACUGAAACACUGACUCAUACCGAUUUCACCUUACCUUUGGUCAAAUCCACACGUGCAACAGUCAAUCGCAUCCAGAGAUGCCUAUCAGGCAAGGCAAUUACUCGACUUGCCAACCAAGUUAGCCCAGUUACCAUGAAAGAUAUUGAGGAGGCUUCAAAAAGGCUGGAACGAUCAAUUACGGAUGCUCUUGACUCUGGCCGUCCUAAAAAACAAUGUAGAUUUUGA